AUGAGCGUCAGUAUCUUAACCCGGGAGGACGACGACCUGGACUGCGCUCCCGGCCAAAAGCCCUACCGCUGCAAAGACGGCCAUUUCAGAGGUUGUUGUUCGGUACAUCCAUGUGACUGGGACCGUUGCCCCGACCGCAAUGUAGAGAAAAGCAAGCGUGACGGCGACAUGAAUAGCGAAACAACAACAUUGACCCCAACCACAAUAGCUUCCAUCGGUCCACCCGUGCAGUGGACAGGAGAAAUUACCACGAGUUCCGGCCCGACUAUCACUACGGGCCGAGAAGACAUAACGUCACUGACGCUGUCUAUCACGACCUCUUUUCCCCAGCAGUCAUUAUCAUCCCCAACACUGGCUGUUACUUCUGUGACCUCGGAGUCCUUAACAGCGAGCCCAUCAAUCAUCGUUUCAACCCCUGAAGCGACGGAAACACCGAGUGAGGGGAAUGGUGACGCCAGCCUAUCUCCUGGUGCCAUGGGGGCCAUCUUUGGGGCCGUUACAGCGGCCAUGCUCGCCGCCAUUGUAGCUUAUUUCCUCUGUGGAAAAAGAGGCAAAAAGCUCCGACAAUCCAUUCGCUUGGGGAGCUGGAAAACCCACGACGACCCACCCCAGGCCAACGACGGCUUUUCACUGUAUACGGGCUCUCCUCCCGAUAACCACGAUCCCAAAGAAGAUAGGGACCUCUUUAGUCCAGCCGAAGGCGGCUACGAAGAGCCUCAAUCACGUUAUACCCGAAGGAGUGCCUUUACCUCCAGUGCGAUCAAGAACCGCCCCGUCCACCCCACGUUCUGCGAUGAUCUGAGCCAUGGUCGGAUUCCUGGCAUGGCGACACGGCCUAGAACAGCCACCCCAGAUGUAGCCCGAAACGAUGCCGCCACCCCUGAACUACAGGAGUCGCCAAAGCGAGCAGCUAUUGUCGAGCUGGCUUCGCCGGGUUUGCCCAGGCUCGUUGAAAUUUCGAGAACCCGACCUAGCAGGCAGAUUUACCAGGCAUACAGUCCAGGCGCCCCGUUGCACCCCGCCUACGACCGUAGAGUAGCGAGCUUGCGAAGCGAGUUGACAGGGGGUCUAGGAGAGCGAUAUCAGCAGAAUCAAACCAACGGCUGGACGCGUUCGAAUCCUGAAUCUUGA
This is a messenger RNA of Sodiomyces alkalinus F11, 1131 nucleotides long. RefSeq lists its product as hypothetical. Lineage: Eukaryota; Fungi; Ascomycota; Sordariomycetes; Glomerellales; Plectosphaerellaceae. The record is from RefSeq and is a predicted model, not a curated record. The transcript has 2 exons. Bases 1 to 1131 code for a protein of 376 amino acids.